This is a messenger RNA of Anolis sagrei ordinatus, 4661 nucleotides long. The record is from RefSeq and is a predicted model, not a curated record. Lineage: Eukaryota; Metazoa; Chordata; Lepidosauria; Squamata; Anolidae.
GGCGCUGCUGCAUCAUCAAACCGGCUCGUUAGCGGCGAUGUAAAGGACACUCAGGGGUCCAUUCAGUGUUGUACGACGAUGCAUCAACAGAGAGACUGGGCAACAGUUUGCUGUAAAGAUUGUCGAUGUAGCAAAAUUCACUUCAAGUCCAGGAUUAAGUACGGAAGAUCUGAAGAGGGAAGCUAGUAUUUGUCACAUGCUGAAACAUCCACAUAUUGUUGAACUCCUGGAGACCUACAGUUCCGAUGGAAUGCUAUACAUGGUUUUUGAAUUUAUGGAUGGCGCAGAUCUCUGCUUUGAAAUUGUAAAAAGAGCAGAUGCUGGUUUUGUAUACAGUGAAGCUGUAGCCAGUCAUUACAUGAGACAGAUACUGGAAGCACUACGUUAUUGUCAUGAUAAUAAUAUAAUUCACAGGGAUGUUAAGCCACACUGUGUGUUACUUGCCUCAAAAGAAAAUUCAGCACCUGUGAAACUUGGCGGUUUUGGUGUUGCUAUUCAGUUAGGGGAAUCAGGACUUGUUGCUGGAGGACGGGUAGGAACGCCUCAUUUUAUGGCCCCAGAAGUAGUAAAAAGAGAGCCUUAUGGAAAGCCUGUGGAUGUAUGGGGCUGUGGAGUGAUCCUUUUUAUUCUACUUAGUGGUUGUUUGCCUUUUUAUGGAACAAAGGAAAGAUUAUUUGAAGGCAUAAUUAAAGGAAAAUACAAGAUGAAUCCCAGGCAAUGGAGCCAUAUAUCUGAAAGUGCCAAAGAUCUGGUACGGCGCAUGCUCAUGCUUGAUCCAGCUGAAAGAAUAACUGUUUAUGAAGCACUCAACCACCCUUGGCUGAAGGAACGUGACCGCUAUGCAUACAAGAUUCACCUGCCAGAAACUGUUGAACAGCUGAGGAAAUUUAACGCAAGAAGAAAAUUGAAGGGUGCAGUACUAGCAGCAGUGUCAAGUCACAAAUUUAAUUCUUUCUAUGGUGACCCCCCUGAAGAACUCCCAGACUUUUCUGAAGACCCUACCUCCUCAGGACUUCUAGCUGCAGAAAUUUUCAGUUUGCCAUCCUCAACAAGAGGAGCAGUUUCACAGGUGCUGGAUAGCCUAGAGGAAAUCCAUGCACUUACAGAUUGCAGUGAAAAGGACCUAGAUUUUCUACAUAGUGUUUUCCAGGAUCAGCAUCUUCAUACGCUACUAGAUCUUUAUGACAAAAUUAACACAAAAUCUUCGCCACAAAUCAGGAAUCCACCUAGUGAUGCUGUGCAGAGAGCCAAAGAGGUAUUGGAAGAAAUUUCAUGUUACCCAGAAAACAGUGAUGCAAAAGAACUUAAACGUAUUUUAACACAACCUCAUUUCAUGGCCUUACUUCAAACUCAUGAUGUAGUGGCACAUGAAGUUUACAGUGAUGAAGCGUUAAGAGUUACACCACCCCCCACGUCUCCAUAUUUAAAUGGAGAUUCUCCAGAGAGCGCCAAUGGUGACAUGGACAUGGAGAAUGUAACAAGAGUACGGUUGGUUCAGUUCCAGAAAAACACAGAUGAACCAAUGGGAAUUACUUUAAAAAUGAAUGAGCUGAACCACUGCAUUGUAGCAAGAAUUAUGCAUGGAGGAAUGAUCCACAGGCAAGGUACACUUCAUGUGGGGGAUGAAAUUCGAGAAAUAAAUGGAAUUAGCGUAGCAAAUCAAACAGUGGAACAACUGCAAAAAAUGCUUAGGGAAAUGCGGGGUAGUAUUACCUUCAAGAUUGUGCCAAGUUAUCGCACUCAGUCUUCUUCAUGUGAGCAAACAAACUGGGAGAAAUACUAUAGAGAUUCCCCCUCUACAUCCAGACAGUCCCCAGCUAAUGGCCAUAGCAGCAUUAACAAUUCUGUUUUGGACUUGCCAUCAACAACACAACCAAAAGGACGACAGAUAUAUGUAAGAGCACAAUUUGAAUAUGACCCAGCAAAGGACGACCUCAUUCCCUGCAAAGAAGCUGGCAUCAGAUUUAGAGUUGGUGAUAUUAUCCAGAUUAUUAGCAAAGAUGAUCAUAAUUGGUGGCAGGGUAAACUGGAGAAUUCAAAAAAUGGAACUGCAGGCCUCAUUCCUUCUCCUGAGCUUCAGGAAUGGCGAGUAGCUUGUAUUGCUAUGGAGAAGACUAAACAGGAGCAGCAGGCAAGCUGCACUUGGUUUGGAAAGAAAAAGAAGCAAUACAAAGACAAAUACUUAGCAAAGCACAAUGCAGUGUUUGACCAAUUAGAUCUUGUCACAUAUGAAGAAGUAGUAAAAUUACCAGCCUUCAAAAGGAAAACACUAGUCUUACUAGGAGCACAUGGUGUUGGGAGAAGACAUAUAAAAAAUACACUAAUCACAAAACAUCCAGACAGAUUUGCAUAUCCUAUUCCACACACAACAAGACCACCAAAGAAAGAUGAAGAGAAUGGAAAGAAUUAUUACUUUGUAUCACAUGACCAAAUGAUGCAGGACAUUUCCAACAAUGAAUAUUUGGAAUAUGGUAGCCAUGAAGAUGCAAUGUAUGGGACAAAACUGGAAACGAUACGGAAAAUCCAUGAACAGGGACUAAUUGCAAUACUUGAUGUAGAGCCUCAGGCCCUGAAGGUCCUGAGAACUGCAGAAUUUGCUCCUUUUGUUGUUUUUAUUGCUGCACCUACAAUUACCCCAGGCAUUAAUGAGCUGCCAAAAUGGUGCAGAAAGUUACCUGAUGAGUCUCUCCAACGCUUGCAAAAGGAAUCUGAAAUCUUGCAGAGAACAUAUGCACACUACUUUGAUCUUACAAUUAUCAACAAUGAAAUUGAUGAAACAAUCAGGCAUCUGGAGGAAGCCAUUGAGCUUGUUUGUACAGCGUCGCAAUGGGUUCCCGUCUCCUGGGUGUAUUAAUCCUGACACGCAAAGGAUUUUCUCUUUACUGGGAACCACCUCGUACAUGGACAACCUCUUUGUUAUUGACCUUCUGUCAACAGGUCUUGGCCCCUAGAGACUACCUAGAUGUAGUGUGACCUAAAUUUAUAAUUAUCGUCAUGUCCUUAUAGAUAGGAGGAGAAAAAUGCUAAUUUAAAGAGACAGUAUCUUUUUUAAUCAGUUCUCCUACACUUUAUUAAAAUGUAUCUUUAAAUAUAUGUAUUAUUCAAUCCUUUGGAAUGUUAUAUUUUUGGAAAUCAUAGCUUUUAAUUUCAAAGGCCCCUAAAACUGCACAAAAUAGAUGCUGCUUUCUAUAAUCUAUUUUAAUAAUAAUAUGAUCUGUUACUUAACUUGGGGGUGGAACACUACAUUCUUUUUAGAGUCUGAUUUUGUGAAUUGGAAUACCUUGCUUUCCUUUAUUUAUUUGAAAUUAUUAGCCCAAUCAUGACCAGAUCAAUUCUUACAUUUUAAUGGCCUUCCUUUGCAUUUUUUAAUUAUUUUUAGAAUAGCAUUUUGAAGUACUUUCAUGUAAUAUUCGGAUAAUGUGAUACUGUCUCUUUGAAGAACUCUGUAAAACUUAUAGAGAUUUGAAGUUGGGUCUUGACUCUUAAUGCAUGUGGACAGUCGCAAGCGUUCAUGCUGUUGGUGUAUCUGUGUUGAAAAAACUGUAAUCUACAGCAAAGUACAUUCCGUUCAUGGGGGGAAAGUACCCAAGGGAAUAAAAUAAAAAAUACUAUGACUAAGUUGUAAAACCUAUGCACAUCCCUUGCAUUUUGGGCAACUUUAUAAACAAAAAUCCUAAUUUUUAUUAAUAAUCAUGUAGUGAAAUGUGUUUGUAAUUUUGUCUCAAUUUAAUUUGUUGUAAAGGUGGGAGGGGAAAAAAUUACUGGUUUCACCAUUUCAGAUCUGUGUUGUCUGAGAGUAUUAACGUUUUAAUUACGUUUAAGCAGAGAAAUGCUGAUUUUUAAUAUGUAUGUAAUUGUUUUGAAAAUGCACACAUUUUAAGAGAAAAUACUGUGCAAUGAAGAAACCAGUUUAGGCAUUGCGAUAAAACUAACAAUUCCAAAAGACUCAUCAGCCCUGUAAAUUCCUUUCAACAGUAAAUGACUCUACAGUCUGACCAAUUUUUUAUUUUAAAUAUACUUCCUUUUAUGUGUUCAAUUAAAUGCCUUGGGUCAUUCAUUUCAUCACAGGAUCUCUCAAGUGCUUCUAAAGCUAACUGUCCUCUUUGAAGAUGUUUGGGGAAACCGUCCUCACCACCUUUGCAUUCAGUGGCACUUCUGCAUUGAUUUCAAAACUUCAAGACUUGUGGUCCCCUUAAUAAUUAAGGGUUGCUUCAUGCAUUUGUCAUUUUAGCAUGUGCCUAUAUUUUACAUGCUAAAAACAUAUAUCCCAAAACUGCAUAUAAUAUGCUACAUAGGUACGAAUGGCAGGAAACUCUCAAUUGGUCACAGCUAUACUCUGAUGGAGAAACACAUGUCAACAAUGUGUGAAGCAGUCCUAAAUUUUAUAUAUGGGGCCUUAAUAUUCAAAUUUUGCCAUGUAUUCAUCUCAGGGCUUUUACAGUUUUCUGAUUUUUCUGACUGGUCUCCCGACAAGAGUGGUACCUGUUCACUCUCACAGAAGAGAGAUAUAGAGAAUUAUCCACCCCAGCUUAAGAUGCCUUUGUGAACCUCACCACCAUUUAUCAUCAGUAUUGUUGUACCUUGGACUGAUUGUUUUACAUUUUUAUUAUUUACUAUGGAUUUUUUAUUUUAUUAUUAAAUUCCAGUAUGUUUUUGAACAA